AUGGCAGACCGGCCGCUGCCCGGGCCACGCGCAGCCCUGCCCAGCCCCGCCGCCGCCCGGCGCGGCCACGCGUCGUCGUCGUCGUCGACGGAGCGCCAGCAGCGCUCGCUGCUCGGACGCGCCGUCCAGACGUUCCACCACGUCCACGGCUCCACCCAGCAGCUCCUGGGCUUCCUCGCGCUGGCCGUCACCCUGACCGCGCUCCUCGUCCUGGCGGGCGUCACGCUCACGGCCGCGCUGGUCCUGCUCAGCCCGCUCGUGCUCCUCACCGUCCCGCUCUGGGCGCCCGUGGCGGUCGUGGCGCUGCUGACGGGGGCCACCUCGCUGCUCGCCUGCUGCGCCGGCGUGGCCGCGGUCGCCGCGGGCACGUGGGCGCACCGCUACUUCACGGGACGCCACCCCGUCGGCGCGCACCGGGUGGAGUCCGCCGCCGACCACGACCACUACGCCCGCGGGGGCACGGUCGCGGACGUGGCCAGCCGAGUCAGGGGGUACUACGACGCCUACGCGCGAGAGUAUGGCGGGUACCCGCCGCGCUCGCACGCUCGGGUCAAGGACGCCGCGCCCGGGGCGUAG
This is a messenger RNA of Miscanthus lutarioriparius, 576 nucleotides long. Lineage: Eukaryota; Viridiplantae; Streptophyta; Magnoliopsida; Poales; Poaceae. The record is from the annotation of a GenBank genome assembly.